Erigeron canadensis is the source of this 732-nucleotide messenger RNA. Its product is annotated as enoyl-CoA delta isomerase 2, peroxisomal-like. Gene Ontology annotation, biological process: fatty acid beta-oxidation. Lineage: Eukaryota; Viridiplantae; Streptophyta; Magnoliopsida; Asterales; Asteraceae. The record is from RefSeq and is a predicted model, not a curated record. Gene Ontology annotation, molecular function: enoyl-CoA hydratase activity; delta(3)-delta(2)-enoyl-CoA isomerase activity. Gene Ontology annotation, cellular component: peroxisome. The coding region runs from base 1 to 732 and encodes 243 amino acids. The transcript has a single exon.
AUGUGUACAUUAGAAAAGCGCGGCGACAUCUUCAUCCUAACAAUCACAGGGGACGAUGACCAUCGCCUUAAUCCCACCCUCAUAUCCUCCAUCCGUUCAUCUCUCUCCAACGUCAAGUCCCAGUGUACGGUUCCUGGCUCUGCCAUCAUCACCAUUGCCGAGGGAAAAUACUUUUCCAACGGGUUUGACCUCAACUGGGCCAAAACCGCUUCAAGUGAUGAUUCCCCUUCCAAAUCCAUUGAUCAUCUCCUUCACAUGGUCAAUCUCUUCAAACAGCUCGUAGCCGAUUUAGUCUCCUUUCCCAUGCCAACAAUUGCUGCCAUUACAGGCCAUGCAGCCGCAGCAGGGCUGAUCCUCGCAAUGAGCCAUGAUUAUGUCUUGAUGAGACGUGAUCGUGGUAUACUGUAUAUGCCAGAGAUUGACAUUGGUAUGACGUUGCCUGACUAUUUCAUUGCAAUGAUGAGAUCAAAGGUGGGAAAACCAGAAGCCCGGAGAGAUUUAUUGUUGCGAGGGGUGAAGGUGAAGGCGGACGAGGCCAAGACGAUGGGGUUGGUCGAUUCUGUGCAUGAGAGUGUCGUCGAGGCUGCUGUGUGUAUUGGAGCAGAAUUAGCGAAUAGGAAAUGGGAUGGUCAAGUAUACGCGGAGAUACGGAAAUCUUUGCAUCCAGAGUUAUGCAAUGUGCUAAAUUUGACUUCCAAGGACUAUAUAUGUUGCAAAGCCACGGUUGAAUAA